ACGAGGAAGAGGAAGAUGCAUGGUUGCAUUCCGCAACGAUGUUUGUGAAGCAAGAAUGAACUAGCGGAAGAGUUGCAGUUCAUUGCGGUUCCCACCUGUUCAGCCGCGUAGCGGGACUCAUAACUUGGCGAUGAGUGGGUACCUGCCCUGAGGCCUGUCUGGAUGGCGUCUUUCGCGUAUCUGUAACGGUAGGCCUGCGUAGCUACACAGCGUAGCACAUGGGACUUGUCCUCAGACAUCCUUAUAUGCGCCAGUUGAAAAGUUAAUGUUCGUCUUCAAUAGGUCGCACGAGAAUAAUCGUCGGGUCUACACAGCAGGAGAAAGAUUUCUGGAACCGCGUCGUGGAGAUACUGGCUUCUCCAUCAUGACCAAUUCCAAGGUCACCUGCAUGUCGGUCCUGGUUCUUCUGGUGGUUGUGGGGUUCGAUGGAUCCGGUACAUACGGUCGACAGCAAGUGGAAGUUGGCCAGCCUCCGCCACAUGGCACCAACGACGACGAUGAGUAUUACGUGGAGGACAACGGGGAGAAAGAGUAUUACUACUAUGACCAGGACGAAUACUAUGAGUACUUCCAAGACAGAAAACCGGUGUCUAAAUUGAGAGGUGGCCGUCGUCGGUUGAAUGCGCCCUCUGAAGAAGUCCGAAAGCUCUUUCAGAAUGCUAUGUUGGAAUGCAACGAAACUGAACUGAUGCGCUACAAGCACAUGUGUGACAAGAAACUUAUAGCGGCCAAGCAGUAUCGGGAUAUGGUUCACCCCAAAGCAAAGGGCAAGCCUCCAUGGCGCAAGAUAUGCAGGCUAGUAUCUGCCUACACCGCCUGUGUUUCUGAUAUACUGCCGAAUCGUGAUUGCCCCGACCUGGCGCUGAGGAUCAGGACCGAGUCAGCCCACGGCGUCCAUCUGGAAGGGUUCCAUUUCUGUGGUUCGGCCGUUGCGACAAGAGCCACUCAGACAACCAUACUCUCUCUUGCGCUUUUGUUUAUCAAAUCCUGCUUAUAUUAAAAUUUGUACCCAAUGCAGA
Messenger RNA from Ornithodoros turicata, 1019 nucleotides. RefSeq lists its product as uncharacterized. The transcript is spliced from 5 exons. NCBI's taxonomy places the organism in Eukaryota, Metazoa, Arthropoda, Arachnida, Ixodida, Argasidae. The record is from RefSeq and is a predicted model, not a curated record. The coding region runs from base 266 to 1000 and encodes 244 amino acids.